Messenger RNA from Vanessa tameamea, 1712 nucleotides. RefSeq names its product synaptic vesicle glycoprotein 2C-like. NCBI's taxonomy places the organism in Eukaryota, Metazoa, Arthropoda, Insecta, Lepidoptera, Nymphalidae. The coding region runs from base 149 to 1675 and encodes 508 amino acids. Gene Ontology annotation, molecular function: transmembrane transporter activity. The transcript is spliced from 10 exons. Gene Ontology annotation, biological process: transmembrane transport. Gene Ontology annotation, cellular component: membrane. The record is from RefSeq and is a predicted model, not a curated record.
GAUUUAAUACAAAGUUAUCAUUCAACACAUAUGCAUAUUAACAAAUGUAUUUAAUUGCGUAUUAUCACUCGCUUGAAACACUCGUCUUUGUGAAAAAUAGUAAGCCAUUUAUACUGUAAUACGACAAAAUUUUGAUUGGGAAUAAAAAAUGGUGAAAAAUACAAUUGACACAGUUUCUGAAACAAUAGAAAAUGAGGAUAAUGCAGUGGAUUUGGAUCAAGCACUUUCUGUAGCCGGUAUUGGGUGGUAUAACAUACGAUACAGUUUGGCCUUGGCCCUCUUCCUUAUAUCUGCGAUUAUAGAUCCGGUCGGCUACUCGUAUUUGCUCCCAGCCGCCAAAUGUGAUCUACAGAUGACAGACGCGCAGCGUGGAGUCAUCGGCUCUAUCCCAUAUAUUGGUGUAGUUGCUACUUCAUUUCCAUGGGGAUAUCUUGUAGAUACUAAAGGAAGAAAAAAGACAGUUGUAUAUAGCUCACUAGCAGCCGGUUUAUUUGGUGUGCUCGCUGCUUUUAUGCCUGAUCUCACUAGUUUUACAAUUUUCAAACUUCUCUCAGCUUUUUGUAUAGCAUGUCCAGCCUCAGUGCCGUAUUCUUUUAUUGGGGAAAUUUUACCGCACAGAUACAGAGAUAUUACACUGUCAAUAACAAAUGCCAUGCAGAUAUCGGGAUCGGCUUUGGUGCCAUUACUAGCAUGGGCAAUACUACCACUCGAUUUCAGAAUUGACUUUGGUUUAUACUAUUUCCGACCCUGGAGGCUACUUACGAUAAUAUAUUCAAGCUUUUUUAUCUUAAGUGCAAUACUUAUGUCGUUUGGCCCGGAGAGUCCGAAGUACCUCAUUUCACAAGGCAGACAUGAUGAAUCAUUGAAAGUAUUAAGAACUAUAUACUCUGGAAACAAAAGAAAACCCGCAGCUGACUAUCCAGUGAAAAGGUUGAAAUUACCCGAACAGGACAAACAAAAGCAAACUUUUCUCAACUCAUUAGUACAACAAACAAUACCGUUGCUCAGGCCGCCCUAUUUGAAGGGGUUUAUACUAAAUGGAACUUUAUUGUUCGGAAUAUUUGCCACUCUAAAUGGCCUGUACAUGUGGAUACCAGAUAUCCUUAACAGAGUGCUCACCGGAGACAGUGCCGAUCUUACCGCGUGCGAAGUAAUUGCUCAACGGCUUAAUGAGACAGCUUCAGAAAACGCACAAUGUAACGAUUCCAUUGAUUCGAUGACAUUUGUGAUUAACACAAUUGCCAAUUUUUGUUGCGCCUUCAUUGCUCUCGGAUUCAGUAGUACUGUAAAAAUUCUGGGAAAGAAAACAUUACUGAUCCUAGUUUAUAUGUUGAUAGGAAUAUUCUGUGUACUUGUAAAUUUCGUUACACAAGACACAAUAUUUGCGAUAUUACUGUCGUCGUUACCUAUCACUGGGCUUGCAAUAGGCCCAAUAAAUGCUUAUGCUGUUGAAAUAUUUCCAACUAAUUUAAGGGGUAUGGCUAUUGGUCUUACGAUGAUGGUUGGUAGAACGGGUUCCAUUGUGGGUACGAAUGUUGCUGGCCUCCUGAUUAACGCCGUCUGCGAGCUAACUUUCUACAUUUUUGGAGGGAUGUUAAUACUUUGUGGCCUACUUUCGCUGUUGCUACCGAGGUCACGGAUAGAACCUAGACCAGCUAAAGAUAUGCCUUUAUAAUUUACCAGUGGCAAACUAACAGGGGGGCGGAAUGGGC